UUUUAGAAAAUAUUUUUUUAAAAAAUUUAUAUAAUUAUGGGAAACAGUAAUGCUUCUUUAAUGCUUCAAGAAGAAGAAAUUGUUGAUACUGCAAAGGAGACUGGAUGUUUGUUUUUUUAUUUUAUUAAAUUUUAUUUUUUUUUAGUUUCUCGCAACCAAAUUGUUCGUUUGUACAGUCGUUUUCUUUCGUUAGACAGACAAGGCCGUGGUUAUUUGGACCGUGAAGAUUUUCUUCGAAUUCCUGAACUUGCAAUAAAUCCUUUGGGUGAUAGAAUUGUCGAUGCUUUUUUUACUGAUCACGGAGUUAAUGACCCCGAGACUGACGCGCGUAUUAACUUUCGUCAAUUCGUUAAAGUGCUUGCACAUUUUCGUCCAAUGAGUAAAUCAAAGCCUAAUAUUGUUAAUAGUCGAGAACAAAAGUUAAAAUUUGCUUUUUCAAUGUAUGAUUUAAACAAAAAUGGCUAUAUUACACGUGAUGAGUUUAAAUUUAUUUUGAACAUGAUGGUUGGCUCUAAUAUUACACCUGAUCAGCUGGAUAGUAUUGCCGAUCGUACAAUAACUGAAGCAGAUGCUGACAAAGAUGGAAAAAUUUCUUUUGAAGAAUUUUGUAAAGCUAUGGAACGCACUGAUGUUGACCAAAAAAUGUCUAUUCGUUUUCUUAAUUAA
Molecule: messenger RNA, 666 nt
Organism: Meloidogyne enterolobii
Lineage: Eukaryota; Metazoa; Nematoda; Chromadorea; Rhabditida; Meloidogynidae
Source: the annotation of a GenBank genome assembly